This is a messenger RNA of Colletotrichum graminicola M1.001, 210 nucleotides long. RefSeq lists its product as uncharacterized. Lineage: Eukaryota; Fungi; Ascomycota; Sordariomycetes; Glomerellales; Glomerellaceae. The transcript has 2 exons. Bases 1 to 210 code for a protein of 69 amino acids. The record is from RefSeq and is a predicted model, not a curated record.
AUGUCCGUUGAUAACUGCCAGUCGCACGUCAACAUGCAAAGUCACAAUGUAAUGGUCCGUAUGGGAAGAUGGGGGGGCUCCACGUCUCUCUCCAUCACCUUCAACGCCGAGUCACUCGAAUACAACCUUGCUGCAAAGUUCUUGAGCGAAAUGACAUCCAUCAUGUUGAAGGUUCUUCUUCUGUACCCAGUGACCAGAUUGGCCGAGUGA